Molecule: messenger RNA, 1176 nt
Organism: Plasmodium relictum
Lineage: Eukaryota; Apicomplexa; Aconoidasida; Haemosporida; Plasmodiidae
Product: GTP-binding protein, putative
Exons: 3
Coding region: 1-1176 (391 amino acids)
Cellular component (GO): cytoplasm
Molecular function (GO): ATP binding; GTP binding; ATP hydrolysis activity
Source: RefSeq, a predicted model, not a curated record
AUGGCUCCAAAGAAAAAGGAAGAAGAGCAAAAAAUAUUAUUAGGAAGACCUAAAAAUACAUUAAAAAUGGGAUUAGUUGGUUUACCUAAUGUAGGGAAAUCUACUACUUUUAAUGUAUUGACGAAAUUAAAUAUACCUGCUGAGAAUUAUCCUUUUUGUACAAUAGAUCCACAUGAGGCAAAGGUUACUGUUGAAGAUGAGAGAUUUGAUUGGUUAGUAAAUCAUUUUAAGCCUAAAAGUUCUGUUCACGCUUACUUAUCUAUUUUUGAUAUAGCUGGAUUAGUUAAAAAUGCUCAUUUAGGAGAAGGGUUAGGAAAUAAUUUUUUGUCAAAUAUAUCAGCAGUAGAUGGGAUAUAUCAUGUUGUAAGGGCUUUUGAAAAUGAAGAUAUAAUUCAUACUGAGGGUAACAUAAACCCAAUAAGAGAUUUAGAAAUAAUUAAUUCCGAAUUAAUUUAUAAAGAUAUUAGUCAUUGUGAAAGAAACUUAGAAGAAAUAAGUAAAGUUUUAAAUAGAAACAAAAAAGAUAAAAUUAAGCAAAAUGAACACGAUGUAUUAACAACUGUUUUAAAUCAUUUAAAAGAACACAAAUGGAUUAAAGAUGGAAAUUGGAAAAAUGCUGAAGUUGAAGUUAUUAAUGACUUUAACUUUUUAACAGCAAAACCUGUUGUUUACCUAGUUAAUAUGAGUGAAGAAGAUUUUAUAAGACAAAAAAAUAAAUACUUAGCAAAAAUAUAUAACUGGGUACAGGAAAAAAAUAAAGGUACUAUUAUACCUUAUUGUGCAGAUUUUGAACAGAAAAUAUUAAGUAUGACAGAAGAAGAAAAAAUAGAAUAUUUUAAAAAAAAUAAUAUUAAACAAAGUAUGUUGAAUAAAAUUAUAAAAACAGGAUAUUAUGAAAUUAAUCUAAUUCAUUUUUUUACAUGUGGUCAAGAUGAAGUAAAGUGUUGGACUAUUCGAAAAGGAACAAAAGCUCCUCAAGCAGCUGGCGUAAUCCACACUGAUUUUGAAAAAGGAUUUAUAUGUGCUGAAGUAUACAAAUAUACGGACUUAGUUGAACAUAAAUCUGAGAGUGAAGUAAAGGCUAAUGGAAAAUAUUUACAAAAAGGUAAAGAUUAUGUAAUAGAAGAUGGAGAUAUCGUAUUUUUCAAGUUUAAUGUAUCAUCAGGAAAAAAAUAA